This is a messenger RNA of Dothidotthia symphoricarpi CBS 119687, 1003 nucleotides long. RefSeq lists its product as uncharacterized. NCBI's taxonomy places the organism in Eukaryota, Fungi, Ascomycota, Dothideomycetes, Pleosporales, Dothidotthiaceae. The transcript has a single exon. The coding region runs from base 250 to 777 and encodes 175 amino acids. The record is from RefSeq and is a predicted model, not a curated record.
UGGGACGUUGGACAGAUGAAGCCUGGGAAGUCCUUUGUGCGUAUCGUCCACGCGAGAUUUUCGUGCCUUUACCCUACUACCAUGUGUGCUUCACGAUGCUAACAUGUUGUAGUUUGUGUGCACCUUCUCUUUGGGUUACUUGAAUUCUCCUUCCUUGUUGCUUGACUUUUCCUUCCUUGUUACUUGCUCUUGCUGCUGCUGCUCUCGCUCUUGCUGUGGUAAGCAUGUUCCUUCCAGCAUCCUUCCAGCAUGGUGCUGCUGCCUCGGGACCUGGAGGUUCCUUUUCUGUUGCUCUUCUGGUCUUCUGGCUUCAUCCUCCAGCACGCCUCUUCAAGACCCUUCAUCAUGGAAGACUUCUACGACGCUCGUUAUGGUUCCAUCGAGUCACACCUUGACGCUGCUGGCUUUCAGCCAGUAAGCCUUGCUCUUCCUUCCUGGUAUAUCAACCGCCAGAUCAAGGUAGUAUUUGCAUCGCGCUCCAAUUGGGAUUCUGUGGUCAGCGACGCACCUCUCCAAGUUGCUCCAGGAUUAGCUGAGGUACUCUCCUCAACAAGCAAGCCUCCUAGUAUCAACUUCUUCCGACGUCUUCCAAAGCCUCCUGCCUUCAAAGUGUGGGCUAUCUACGCUCUCACCCUUGAACAUCCUGUGCUGGGGCCCAUCAUUUACAUCGGGUCCGGCACUGAUGCUAAGGCUGGGGUUCAAGGGAGGCACACUGGGUACCGAACGGGUUCUGGCAGCAUCCCCAAACUCGUCGAACGAGAUUUUCCUAGACGAUAAAUAAAGUUAGGAUACUACAGGCCUACUUGAGCUGAAAACGCGGGAACAUCACAACUAUAGUUGAAUUAGUCCAAGCCACUUUCAAUCUUCUUAUGGUGACCUUGAAUGUGCUGAAGACCUCCAGCCUUGUCCAUGGUGAAGGCAUGCACAUACAUUGAGACGCUGAGCGGAAAUCAUGAGUCUGACUCUAAUAGUAGCACGUUCUUUGGUACUCAAUCUUUUUCAC